Molecule: messenger RNA, 11169 nt
Organism: Homarus americanus (American lobster)
Lineage: Eukaryota; Metazoa; Arthropoda; Malacostraca; Decapoda; Nephropidae
Exons: 16
Coding region: 101-10711 (3536 amino acids)
Biological process (GO): microtubule anchoring
Cellular component (GO): centrosome
Molecular function (GO): microtubule binding
Source: RefSeq, a predicted model, not a curated record
AAUCAGUCGAGGAGUUGAGGCUGAGGAGGACGUUACGCUCUUAUUAUGGAAGCCUGGUUAGAGACGUAACUGAACCUGACCCUCAUGCCGGCCACAAGUCAUGGCUUCUCCUGGCCGUGCGUCCACAAGAGCACGUUCCCAUCUCCUGGACGAUCUUGACUUACAGCCAGUUCGGGAGGUGAGGGAACGUGUGUUGAAUGAUGUUCCUCGUGAAGCAAUUAUUCCGUCCCCAAGAGUGAAGUUUAAUUUUGUUGAUGUAUCAUUCCCUAAACCACGUGAGAAUUCAGAAAAGUCUGAAUCUGUUGUUGUAAAUAGAGAAAAGAUGGCCUUAGAUCCCAAGAGAAGAAAUAAUACUGAAUGCAGGGAAAACAGAGGAGGUUUGACAAGAGAGCGAGAACGGUAUGAUAAAGAAAAUCAGUGUUCAAAUGCUGAAUAUUCACGUCGGGGAGGUGUGGAGGAUGACCGACGGGAGUUUCUGGCCCAGCUCCUCAAGAGAGGCAUCCCAUUUUGGGAGGAGGUGCCAGAGGAAGAGAGAAAAACUAAAUUUAUUGGAGGAACAAAUCCUUUUGGGCAUUGGCCUCAUUCAGUCAAGCCAAACACCUCCAGCAUCACCCUGCGGAAUUCAAACUCAAAUCAAAAGAAAAGUAAAGUAGUGACAGCUGUUUGGGAAGACGUACAGCACGGGUCCAAAAACUCUUAUCCUCUCCGUCCAGGUGAAGACUUGAUAGGUAGCCCUCUAGAUAGUGCCAGAGAUCUUGAGGAAAAUCUUCAUUCCUAUGAGGAUAGGUUUAAGGAAGUCCCCGACAGUUUUAGACAGGACGGUGAAAUGAAGGUUCAAAGUUUACCGUCCAAACCUCGUCAAAAAAGCCAACAUUCCAGCCAUUAUGAUCAGACUCAGGUCAAAGAAAAGGUUGUCCAGCAUGGUCAUUUACAGCCAAGCACCCCAUUUCUUCAACAUCACUCACAGGAACCACUUUCCAAUGAGCCUGCUACCUCAUCUGUGCCAAGCAAAGAUGGAAACACACACACACCUCAUCAAAACUCAAGCCAUAAUCACUCCCCAGAGAGACGCUCCGCUCAACAUAGUGACCCAACUUUACAAGACUUGCGCUGUAAACAUUAUCAACAAUCCCCUUCAGUUGAACAAAAUUCUCAUGUAUCACCACAAGAGAACUUGGGUCAUGAACAAAAUGAAGAGUUUAACCAUAUUGAUGACAAAACUAUAAGCCCUAAUAGAAUUUCAAGACCUGUGAUGAAGAGGAAACAUGGAGGACGAAUUGAAUGUAAUGACGCCAUGGCGUUCAUAAGUUGGAGGCCGGGAGACAAACGUAUCCGAGAGAAGAGCAGAGAUGGAGAAGAAGAGAAACAUGAGAAGGAAUCCACCAAAGAACCUCGCAACAAGAGAGAUCUGUCUGCACCAUCACGCUCCUCUAACGAACCUCCAAACAGGCGACACAAGUUAACAGGUAGUGAAGAAACUGCACAAGAAAAGCUUUCCAAGACUCCUGAGCAAGUUGAAGUACAAAGGUAUAUGAAAGUCAAGCGGUCAGAACGCCUCAAAAGUCGUAAGGAAGAAAAGAUGCAGCGUGAACAAGAAAGGAUUAAGAGGGAAGAGAGACUGAAGGAGCUGGCCAUCAAAACCAAGCAGUUGGCUCCAGGGAAGAAGACAGGAAGUAGUGCAUUAUCGACAGAUGUUGUGAAAAACACUGGCCAGGUCCAGAGUAAGGCCAGAAGUCCUCCCAACUGGGGUUGUUCUGAUGAGUGUGAGCAUGAGGUUUACCCAGAGACCUACUUGACUCAAAGGGGGGCUCAGGUGGGUAAUGGUUCUCCUCAUAAAACUGACAAUUAUUUACCAGAAAAUGAAGUGAAUAUGGGAGUGAGUAAAGAGGAUGGCAAAAAGAAACAUAAACAUAAAGUAACUGAGAAAGAUGAAGAAGUAAAAGAAAAAUCUCCUAAAAGAAAAAAAAAUAAGGAAAAGAAGAGAACAAGUAAGCGCAGGUCUUUUAGUGAUAGUGACAGCAUCAGUGACAUUGUUAGUCGUACUGUAGAGGAAUGUGAGCGACAGGUUAAAUCCUCAAAUGUGUCUUUAGAAAGCCUCUCCUCGUUAUCGUCAGGAUCUGUUAGUUCCUCUGAUAGUGAGUCACAUUCAGCCACUUCAAGUUUUGAUCUGGUACCAAAACAGAGAGUCAUCACACUUGGCCAAAUGGCUCAGCGUCUUACUAACAGGAUUACAGAAGAGGAAGAAAAUCUUAGGCACCGUCUGGGUGAGAGAGGAAGACUGGUUGGAGACACAGCACCACCAGUGACAACAAAAAUUAACAGGAGUAGAGGAGAAGCUUCAAAUCCAGUAGCAGGAAGUGGUGUUACAAGUGAUGGAGUUGGUGGGGGCAGUGUACCAAGAGUACCUCUGUCUUAUUCCCAAAUAGAAACUCUAUCUGUUGAAGAAAUUAUUGCCAAAAUGACUGCCAUGCUCCCAAAUGCAUCACGAACUCAAGAAAGAUCUAUUGCAGCGUCUGGUACUAGUCAAGGUGGCUCUCCAAGUCAGAUGAAACAACAGUUAAUAAAAAGUAAUGUUGACCUGCCUGAGGGAAAUAAGAAAGAAAGAAAACCACAAAGUCAGAAUCAGUUUGGUGGGGUAAAGCAUCAGGCAGCUUUAUAUGAAGAACCUCCUAAAUUAAUUCUUCCUGAUACUCCAAAGUUGCAACUGUCUGGUGGUGGUAGUAUUAAAAUUGGAAAUGAUCUGCUGUUCAGUUAUCCCUCAACAGAGAAUUUAUCAUCCCUCCCGGGACGCAACGUUGACCAAAAUGGUACUGACCGACGUGGACAAAUUAGAGAAGAGAAAAAAUUCACAAACAGGGUGCCAACACAACCCUCCAGAUAUGUUUAUCAGAAUACUCCUUUUUCCUCUCACUCUGGGACACUGAGUUCCCAAAGGUAUGCUAACCUCCCUGGUAUGAGAGAUCCACAUGCACUUGCACAGAAAAACAAGAUGGAAAAGGCAGCCCUUCUUAUCCAGGCUACUUAUAGAGGAUACCGUGUGAGAAAGAUCACAGGCACGUUACUGGGAAAACAUCAUUUUCGAUCAAUGAAAAAAAAUUAUAAAGUUCGGCACACUAAUGGAAACAUCAAAAUUAAUACUCCCCACAAACACACUAAAUUUCAUAAGCACCAUAACGAUGGUAAAUCUUUGAGUGAUUUUGAACAGGAUGAUAUGUCAAAUGAUGGACAGAAUAUAGGCAUUGAUUGGAGGAAGAUCAGAACAGAACUUGAAAACAAGACCUUCAAGCCCAAAACAGAUUCACAGUAUAUUUUCCAAAGAUCAGAUUUGCCUGAGUGGAUUAAGCCUUAUAUUGUGUUAAGUGAAACGGGGAACCUAGGGAAUUUCAUCGACAGCCGAGUGCAGGAACUUAAAGUUCAAAAUUGGAUAAUUGCUAAUGAGAAAAAUAGAGACGUUCCACCUGGUGUUGUACUGAGCAGUGACAGUGAUAAAGAAAACAUUUUAUCUGGGAGUAAAGUGUACCAUGAUGGGAGUAAAGUGUACCAUGGUGGGAGUAAAGUGUACCAUGAUGAUACUUUAACUGAAGGGCCAUUAUCUGAAUUAGAGGAUGUUAGUGUACAUGAAAAAGAAACUCAGACCAGUAUCACAAAGAACACAAGAACCAUAACAAAGAAACACACCAACAAGGAAGACAAUAUAACUGUACGUAGUCACGGUGUUGUAAAGGAAGGCAAUUAUGAAUUUGUGGACUUACGGAAGAAAUUCACUGGAAAGAAAGUCUUAGCAAUACAAAACUCGGAUGUUACAGGUACAGAGUCUAGCAUAGAAAGGGAUAACAGUAUGAAAUCCACAACAUUAAGAACAGAUCACAAAGGUGAGGAGGAAGAUUUAUCAAUUAGCGAGUGGUCACAAAAGGAAGGAGAUGGUGGGCAUGAAACACUGGAAGAGGGUCCACUAGAGGAUAUUGAUGGAGAGAAUUUCGUCCAUAAAUCGGGGAGUCAAACUCAUCAUACAGAUAACAGUUCACACCAACCAACCUCUGAUGAUGAUCUCGUGGUUGAAUCGUCGGGUGUUUUACAGUCCUCGAGCUUAAAUGACUCUGUGGAUGUUGAGGAAGUAUCAGCCCCCCAUAAAUUACUCGGUAGAGGCCCCCACUUUGGACCAACUAGUCUUAGGCUUCGACUGAAUGCAGAGCUUAUGUACCAAGACACACUGGGUGAAGCUCUAAACCAGUUGCAUAACGUAGAACAGCUUAAUGUGCUGACCAGAAGUCGGCAGGAAGCAGUGACUUUUUCUCAGUCUUUAGCUCUCCAACAGCAAAAAGAAGAAGCAGAGGCUCAGAGGAAAAUAAAGGAAGAAAAUAAAAGAGAGGAGGUUGAAAAUAAGAAAAAAGAGGAUGAGAGAAGAUUGAAAGAACAAGAAACAAGGCUGAAAGAAGAAUUCAAGAAACAUCAAGAAGCAUUAUGGAAUGUUGAAAGAAUGGAGAAGGAAGCCAGGGACCGUUUUGCUCAGUUAGAGAAAGAAGUUCGGGAUAGGGCUGAGCAAGUCCUUUCAAAGGCCACUCAAAGAAUCCCGGAACAAAAUAAUACUCAGCCAGACGUGAUCGCAGCAGCGGCCGUUGCUGCCGUCGGUGCAACAAUAACUCAGUGGGAAAGACUCAGGCCCGUGCGUGUAUCAGCUAAUGCUGGUUCAGAAGUUCAAAGUUCUGUAUUUCUUCAUGAUGAGCCCCUGGGGGUACCUUCUUCAGGAUCUCAUCAUUAUACUACAUCUUUUACUGAAUCCUCAAGUGCUAGAUCUCGAUCAAGAGGUUCUCAUAGUCAGAAGUCUUUAGACAGUAAGAGUGAUCCAUCCAUUAGCAAGAAAUACUCAUCUAGUUCAGAAAAAUUUGAUGUACAGAGUGAAAGUAAUUCUAGGAGUUCGGUUAUGGAAGAAUUACCCUCUUCAGUUCAUUCUGCCACCAAGAGCUCAAUUGAGAGUCAGUGCAUUUCAGAAACAGAAUCUGGAAGUAUUUCUGUAUCAGAGAAUAUUAUAACAGGAGAUGCUAGCAACUCAUCAACACAACAUGAAAGUAAAACAAGUAUUCAAUCUACUGUAAAGGAAGUUCUGUCAACAAAAACAUCGUCAGACAUCACAAAUGAUUACACUGAAGAAAGUGGAACAUUAUCAUCUGUGCCUGAAGCUCAAAGCAGCACAAGAUCAUCAAAAAGCAAAGAUCGGUUACAGGUGAAAAAUGGCAAGAAGAUGAAAUCUGUAACUAGUAGGAGUAUGUCUGAAUCUGUUUCACUGUCAGAGAAUAUUGUGGAGUCAAGAGGCACAUCAAGAGCAGUAACUGAAGACUGCAUAGUUUCAACAAAUGUCAACGCCUCAAGUGGGACCAUAGACACUGAAGCAAUGUCUGCAUCUGAAGUUAGGGAGUCUGUUCUAAACCAGUCUUCAUCAGCUAGUACAGUGACCAGUGAAGAGACCGUUCCUUCAGCAUAUAGUACAUCUGUUCCUCAAGAACAAAAUUCAUCUCAGGCUAAAGAGUCGAUAUAUUCUGAGAAAAGUAAUACAACUCAAGCUUCAGUUACCACUGUAAAUACAUCUUCCAAGUCUCCUAAAUCAUCCAAAGGUAAGGAGGAAGAGGAAAUAUCUGAUGGCUAUUCCGAGUCUUUUGAAGUUGAGUCCGGGAGUGAUGGUUCAAGUGCAUCAGCUGCCUCCCAGUUCCCAGUAAAGACUCAGAGAGACUACAGUAGAGACUUGUCCGUCAUUGUCUCUUCAAGUAAUAUUUUAAAUCAGUUGGGGUACAGAAGUACUUCUCAGGUUGGUGGUGGACUGACUGCAGGAGUUCCGGAUGGUGGAAGUGAAAGUGCACUUGGCAUGACGCUGAACCUGGUGGAGUCCCUACAGAAGGAGGAAGAAGUACGACAUCAACAUCAGAAAGCUCUUCUCAAGUUACAGGAACAAUCGCUGAUUGAAGAAGCUAAAUGGAAGCUGGCAGCACUACAGUCAGAGGGUGGGAUAGGCAUGCGUAAACGCCAGCGUGCUGUUCUCCUGCAGUUACGUGAACAGAGGACACAUCUGAAGCGCCUUAUUGAGACACAAAACAUUGCAGUACAGCAAAGAAGGUUAAUGCUUCUCCAGCAUCAUCAUUUGCUUGCCACUACCACCAACAUGUCAACAGUUGGUAGUAGAGGCUACCUAACUGUAUCCAGGGGUCAUUCUCCUAGCCCUAACUCUCCACGGCUGACUCCUAGGUUGAUGGAAAUGGGUGCAUCUUCAUCUAGUGAUGCUCAAGAAGAUAUAUCACUUAGUCUCUUAUUAAAGGGGAGAGAUACUGGAUCGAGCAGUCCUUCGGAUGGUGGAGGUCGGGAAAAGCGAAGGUCCCAUUCUGAAGAAAGAAAGAGGAUUGCUUCCGUCAGAAUGCAAGAAAAACGACGUGCUGCUGAAACCGAGGCCUUGCAACAGCAACUGUUGCUUGAGGAUAGAGAAAUUUUAAGGUUAAAGAGCAAGUCUCCAUAUGAAAUACUUGACAAGGAUUUAGGGAAGUCCAAGAGGAAGGGAGACCUCAUUACCAAGAGGUCACGAGACAGGAGAGAUAAGAGUCCGACUGCAGUUUCGCCACUUUCAGUACUCUUACAAAAUAACAGAAUGUCAGCGGAAAGCUCCGUCCCAGAAGAAAGUCUUGAUGCCUACACACAUGACAGUCAGAGUUCAGUGCCAGAAGAAGGGGGAAGUGAAUCUAUAUCUCAGAGUGACAUAGCUUCCUCUGUUUCUGAACAUGAAGGAUCAACUGCUAGAAGUUGCAAGACUGUGACUUCAGUACCUGUAGAAAUUACUGGUUCCAAAAGAUCAUCAUCCCCAGAGGAGAUAUUGAGUGAGAAACAGUUGAGCAUUGUCCAGAGUGCUACAGCCAAAACAGUUGCAAGUGACACUGAAGAACCAAAUUCAACAAUAAUGCAGGAAGUCCAUACAGACAAAAACUCUAGAGUGACUGACAAAAGUAGCUCCAUCCAAACAGUUCCCUCAGAUGAAAAUUCCUCAGGAUCAGUAGAAAAACAAAGUAGUAUUAAGACAACAUCAAGUGAGAAAAGUUUGAAAGGAACAGAGAAAUUUUAUACAAUUCAGUCAGAUGAGGUUGAAAAAAGUUCAAGAUCCUCUGAUGCUCAGAAUGAUAUAAAAACUGGUUCCACAGGAUCAGAAGUACCAACACGGUCAAGAUCUGAUUCUUCUGUCUCGGAGGAGCUUGGUGUAGACCCAAAAAUUAGAACAGCUUCUGGUUCCUCCAGGUCUGGCGGUGAACAUCCAGUGGGAAAUGAAGCCAGAUAUAGUAAUGCAAGGCUAGGUGAAGCAAGAUCAUCCAAUCAAAAGAUAUCUUCAAACAAAGCCUUGCCACUUCCACUCAGGGUGCCAUUAUCACCACGUUCUCCUCACAGGCAGCAUAGAAGAUAUUCUAGUGAGUCAGACGACUCCUUCACAUUGUCACAAACAGAAACUGCUUCUGAUAUUUCUGAUGGAGAGGGUAAACUCCUAGCUCUUAGAGAGCAAUUAGCCUCAAGGCGAGCUGAAGCUGACCGACUUAAAAAAGAAAAAAGAAGGUUGCGGCGGGAACGUCUGGCUUCCCAGGAACGUUCGCUCAGGCAACAAAUCUCUACCUACGAUGCCUAUAUUCAUCAAGCAAGAAUGGACCUGGAAAAGGAAUCCAAAGAACUUCAGCAGGCAUCAAUGGUAAGACCUGUCAUCAAGAAACCUCAAGUUGCUGAAACUAAAAAAUCAAGGCUUUCAGAAUCAGUGGUGACAAGUCCAGAGAAAUCAGAUGUUUCUGAUCACUCUUUGGUCUCUGAAAGUUCUAAAUCUGAUCAUUCGUGUUCAUCUAAGUCUCAUGAGAUUAAAACAGAUGAGUCGCUUUCACCCAAAUCACAGGAGAUAGAAUUAGCACUGGAGUCACAUCUUGCUCAGACAGGAAGUUUGUUUAACAAUGAAUUGGAGAUUGUUCCAUUAGUUACAAGUAAGGAAGUAAAAACAGACAAAGACGAUUGCCCGUACACUCGACAGACAUUUGGAGGAGAUGCUAACAUACCUCAAGAGGAGGCUGAGCCUUCAGAGACAUCGUCAGUCUCAGAGAAGUACAGCUUUGACAAAGAAACAAUAUCUGAACAUUCUGAAGAAGGUACCUCUCCAAAGAAAUCCUCAUCACAGGAUUCCACAUCACAUGUCUCGGAGGAGUACAGCUUUGACGAAGAAACAAUAUCCGAACAUUCUGAAGAAGGUUCCUCUCCGAAGAAGUCCUCGUCGCGGAAUUCCAGUCUUGACACAGAUAACACUCCAUCUCAGGCCUCAAGCACUGAGACAAUUGUUCAUAGUCCAAAGAAAAUUGAUUCAUCACAAAAAGAUGGGGAUGCCACUACUUCAGCUGAAGUAAGCCCAUCACUGCCAAAGAAAGAUAUUACUGAAGAUAAGAACACUGAUGCUAAUGAUGAAACAGGAGUGCCUCAGGACUUUAAUCUAUUGGUGACUCCUAGAGAAGGGGAAAGAAAGUUGGAAAUAUUUAUUCCAACACCAGAUGCCGAGUCUCCUGAAGCAGAUGAGUCUACUGACCAAAACAGAGAUACAAGUGUAGAUGAGAGCAUUGGUGAGGAAAUCGCUGAAGAUAUCUUUGAGGACAUUGUUAGUGAGAACAACAGUCAUGAGUCGGGAGAAAUAGUCAUCACAUCUCGUCCUCCCUCGGUUGAGAAUAAGUCGGAUGAUGAUACCAGUCACUCCUUAUCCCUCUCAGAAGAUAAGGAGGAUUUUUUAAGGCCUGAGUUAUCUGUUAAUAAAUCCAACAAUUUAUCAAAUCUUUCACAAAAAACAGAAUUAGAAAAUAAAGAAAAGGACACAAAGCUGCAUUCCUUAGAUAAACAGAGACUUGUGGAUGACAUCUCAAAUAAUUUGCUGGCCUCCAUGAUGAAGGAUACUACCCUACUCUUUUCAAACAUAAUAAAAGACAAGGAUAGUGUUGAUAAGAAGUCCAAGUUGGUUAUUAAUGGUACCACACCAUCAUUAACUCAACAGUCGGUGUCCUCUCGGCUUCAUGUGGACAAUGAGCGAGAUGGGACCAAUAAAACUGCUCAUCAUGAAGUCUCCGAUUCCCCCAGAUCAUUUGACGGGUCGGGGUCCAUCAGAGAGGUCGAUUCUAAGGUGUCGUCAGGAGAGCUCACUAAUACUUCCAAAUCCAGUAGCAACAGCAAGUCUCAGAUCUUAAAACGAGUCAAUGAACUAAUUGCUGAAGGGGGUUCAUCGCCUCGCUCACCUUCACUAACCUCACCAAGACCAACAGAUCUCCAGCUAGCCCCUCAGUUAACCUUUGACCUGAGUCCUGGUGUUCUCUCACCCGUUUCUCCUGCCCCAGCUUCACCACUGAGAUCACACAAAGACACUGGGCCAGAGCACAUCCCAGAGACAGUCUCUGCCAGAACGGAUGCUGCGGCUCUCGGUGCUGCUUCUCCUUCGGAAGUAACAAAGGAAGAUAGUGAGGACCAGGCCGUGUCACCCAGUCAUGAUAUCGCCAAGGCUGAUGACUACAGCCUUGAUAUGGAGAUGGAGGGAGAAAAUUUUGCUAUUGAUCCGCUGGCACUCACAAACAAGUUGUUGAACCUGGCUUCCUCUGACAUGGACUUGGAUGCUAAAUUGGACCAGCUGGGAGGUGACGACACAGAGUUCUCCGUGGAGGGGAUCGAGGGAGACUGGUUUGAUGAUGACUUCUGGACAUCUGCAGACAACAAGAAAAAGCAGCAACAGUUGAAGGCUGAGGAAGAGAGGAUUGCUGCGGAGAUUGCUCGGUUAGAGGAACUACAGAAACUGCAAGAACAGUUCCCCGGCUUAGUGAUUCGUGAAGUGCCCAAUAAGCCCCCACCUCCCUACACUCCACCUCUCUCAUCAUCAUCAUCCUCAUCAUCAUCGUCAUCAUCACCAUCAUCAUCAAUUUCUUCCUCUCCAGCCAGACCUCCAGCUUACAGCAGCCCUCCAGGUGGCAGUGUUACUCCCAGCCUGCAAUCUCAAAACUCUUCAAUUACUUCAAGUGUUCCACAUCGUUUGAGUAAAGCGGAUCAGCAGAAAUUAGCAACAGAAGUGUACCAUGCAGUGCCAAGUACCCAAGAUGAGGUGAUGCCCGUAAUCACUGAUUAUCUCAAUUGUCUAUAUGAGACCUGGGAAAGUGGUCUUAAUCCUCUUGAUGUUGAGCCACCUCCCACACCUGUGCAUUCACCAACCACCAGUUCAGAAGAUGAGACUGUUGAGGAGGAUGAAGCCAGUGCUAAAACAUUCCGCUUCUUGUUGUUUUCUCUGGCACGUGAACUUGUUUCCCAAGCACAUCAAGUUGAACAAGCACCUCCACCUCCACCUUGGAUAAAACAAGCUUUUCCCCCUACUCGGAUGCACUAUGUAGUACGGAGCAAAUCAAAAACUUUCAUGUUGUCUCACAUUCAGGAGCAAAUAAAAGUUUUGUUUUGUUGGAAACCGUCAUCAGAGAAGGAGUCAUUAUUAGUUCGUUGGGCACGGAAACAUCGAGAUCUUGUAGACCAGGUGUUAGUAAAAGAACUACAAGCAGAAGAAUCUAGCUGGACACAUUAUGAUGAAGAUGAAGCUGCUGUCAAAACUCAAGUGGCCAAUGAAAUCCUGGAUAGUCUAAUUGCUGAAACCGUCACUGUAGUUAUGAGCAUAUUAGCUAAAAAAGUAACUUAUUUAUCAGCCUAGAGAGUUUUACCAUGUAAUUAAUGAUACUGAUUUUAAAUAUUUGUAAAAUAGAAUUACGGUGUUUUCUCAAGAUUGCAUAGCUAUGCUGUUUUUAAAUAAUUAGAUAAUGCAUGUAAGAUGUAAUAUAUUGUACAGCAUGCAACGUAAGCAUCUGUCUGUAAAAUUGAACAAUGUAUCAAUAAUUGUAAUGUGUUCUUUAUGUAUAUUGCAAUGACUGGUCAUAGACUAAUAUUUUCACCUUUGCCUGACAAGAAAACUUUUCCUGAAGAAGAGGAUAUUUUUGUAUAUCUCUAUAUGACAAUAUUAUUUUCAUAGGAAUUACCAAGUCCAGCCACUGACGUCUGUGAUAUUUCAGGAGUGUCAAAAGUGUUGUGUGAUAUUAUAUGCCUAAGGUUUCACCCCUUUUUUUUGCUCACAUUAUUUUGUAUCAUUGUGUGAAAUAAAUUUGUUGUUAUGAG